CCAUGAGCAAUCUCCCAACUCAUCUCUGUAUAGUAUUACAAUCAUAUCGUGCAUCAAGUAACAAUUAAGUUUUGCCGCUUGACCUUUGCUUUGAUAUAUAGUUACGUGUAAAUAUGCUCUCAUUCUUUCGUAAAUUAUCACUCGGAGCAAAAAUAAGAGAUGGCAUCUUGCCAGACAGAGUGAUGGGCACCACAGAGGAUCUCUUGAAGGCAAAAAACCAGAGUACCUUAAUUCUAAAAGAUGACGCAGAAUUAAAAGAAUCAGUUUAUGAUUUGCUUCGUACUAUUAAAGACCCAGAAAAGCCUCAAACGUUAGAGCAACUCGAUGUCGUGUACGAAGAUUGCGUGUGCAUUUGUGAUUCCACACCAAGUGGGAUAUCGGUUAUUCGGAUAGAGUUCAAUCCUACCGUCCCUCAUUGUUCGCUAGCGACUCUCAUAGGGUUGUGCAUAAGAAUAAAAUUGGAGAGGCAUCUGUUAUCGUUGUUUAAGUUGGACAUAUACAUCAAAGAAGGCACCCAUUCUACGGAACAAGAAAUAAAUAAACAAAUAAAUGACAAGGAACGGAUAGCUGCUGCAAUGGAAAAUCCCAAUUUACGUGACUUAGUGGAAAAGUGCAUACAGGAGGAUGAAUAGCGCACAGAGUAUACAAACGAUUAAUGAAGAAUUGUACAUAUAAUGUAAUGGACCUAAACUAAUUUCUAGGUCCCAUCCCAUAACUGUAAAAGCUAUACGAUAUAUUUCACGGGACAAACGGGGAAACAUCGAAUAUUACCGUUUCCUUGUUGAUCACCGGUAAUGAUCCACAUGCUGAUUCCAAAGGCAACACGUAAAUAGUGUCCAUAUAGGAGCCGACCAACCUUAAAGUUGCUGCAGAAAUCCAUUAUUUCUGAAUUGCUUUUGAGUCAACUUUUCUACGUUACGUCGCAUCCGCCCACGGAAUAUUCAAAUAUUAAUUACCAUUAAGAGUAAAAAAAUUUCUCUAGUUUAGGAUUUUUAA
Orussus abietinus is the source of this 996-nucleotide messenger RNA. RefSeq names its product MIP18 family protein CG30152 (gene galla-1). Lineage: Eukaryota; Metazoa; Arthropoda; Insecta; Hymenoptera; Orussidae. Bases 114 to 632 code for a protein of 172 amino acids. The transcript has 5 exons. The record is from RefSeq and is a predicted model, not a curated record.